AAGGUGCCCUCCCUGCUCCCGCGCCACAAGUCGAUGGCCAUCGCCGACGAGAUGAAGGCAGAGGUGCACGGCGCAGCCUACUCCUUCCUCGUCGCCUCGCUCGCCACCGCCGAGGAGCCGAUCCAGCCGCCUCGCGAGCCAGACAUCGGCCCGCGCGAGCUGGUCGACGACCGCGAGCACUUCCACGAGAUGUGCGUCUCUCGCCACUGGCAGUCGGACGAGCUCUACCGCGCGCACUGGUCGACGAUGAUGCUCCUCGCGGUGCUCGGCGGACCGCCCGACUGAGGCCGCGCCGCUCGGCGAUGCACCAGGGCCGGGGCCUCCCUAUUCGCGCAUGCAUGCUUCGCGCCGCGCGCGCUCGGACUCUGCACGCGGCAACCUCUAUCCGGUAUCCAGAACCGUUUGUGUGUGAGAGUUUUCGCGCGCGAGAGAGAGCAGCGCCCCGGCACCCGCGGCGUGCACACGCGCGGAGAGAUUAUUGCCUCCCUGCGCGUGUGC
This is a messenger RNA of Emiliania huxleyi CCMP1516, 498 nucleotides long. RefSeq lists its product as hypothetical. Gene Ontology annotation, molecular function: histone acetyltransferase activity. The record is from RefSeq and is a predicted model, not a curated record. The coding region runs from base 34 to 285 and encodes 83 amino acids. The transcript has a single exon. NCBI's taxonomy places the organism in Eukaryota, Haptophyta, Isochrysidales, Noelaerhabdaceae.